AGUCCCUAAUGAAUUAAAAAAAAUACCCAUUCCAAAUGUAUAAAAUAAAACUUACAGCUAUAAGCGACUUUUUAAAUGAUACCACAAUUUGAAACAGAUGUAAAAUUAGUUGUAAAUAAUGUUAGUACAAUAAAUUUAAAAUUUGCAUGCCUAAUUUUUAUGAUAGCUAUAAUAAGGGUCUGAAAAACUGUAACGAUCAAUAUUUUGUUAAACCUACUGUCUAUGCAAAAAAAAAAAACUAUUCUAUGAAUGAAUUUUGCAGUUUCCCACAAGGAACACUCAAGCAACAUUGGAUAGAUGCCUGCGGGUACGCUGCGUUCACGCCAAACCGCACGUCAUCAAUAUGCUCAAUACAUUUUGAAAGUACCUUCUUCCGACCCGUGGCGGCAGAACGCGAUGUCUUGUCUCAGCACGCCAUACCUACAUUACACUUACCGACGGACUCCAUCGAAACAUUAUGUCGAAAGAGGCGGCAAAGAAUACCCAUCCACGAAAUAGAAACAAGCGACAUAUUCGACAAUCACUUCAAUGACUUCUGCCAAAAGUACCACCAAACUCAAUUCAUAUUUGACCCCGAAAAUAUAAUAAACGAAUCGGCAGAAAUCGUCCAAAAAUCCAAUAAUGUUGCAAAUAGACUUCUACACGUAGCAGUAAAGAAUACCGCCGGACAUCCACAAAUGGGAGACGAUUUCGAAAACCCACACGAGCCCAUUAUCCAGCGUAAUCUGGAUGUCUGGAUGCGACGUGUCAAAGUCGCAUCCUUCCCCGAGUCGCCUCUGUGCUACAAAUGUGCCACCUGCUUCAACUUCUGGUGGCACCUCGAAGAGUUUCGAGAGCACUUGCGCUCCCACAGAAAAAUUGAUAUAAGAGUCGAAUGUAUUGACGGGCAACCCUACCUGACCGCCUUCGAUAACACAGCAGAUAUUACAGCUAAUAACAAUAACUAUGAUUGUCCAAAAUGCGGUAAAGAAAUCUCCUAUGAGAGGAACUUCCUGCAUUGCACUAAUUGUGUAAAGCAGUUUAAGAAUAAACCUGGCAAGAAACGUUUCACGAAAAAUUAUGUUGCUUGUAAAAUCUGUCGGCGUUAUUUCGACUCUCAAGAUUCUUACUUGGACCAUUUCGAGGUUAGCCAUGACGUGAGAUCCGAUGUUCCAGUCAAUUGUUCACGUCGAACGUGCAGACAAUGCGAAGAGUUAUACGUCGGAAGCCCCUCUCACCACGAUUGCUCGUGGAAAGGAUAUCCUGCAAACUGCGCUUAUUGUUCCCAAUCCUUUACACACACUUCUAACUAUCAUCUGCACAGGAAGACCAACGAGGGAAAUAUAGCUUGCGAAUUAUGCGGAAACAAGCUUUCAUCGAAAUGCGCCAUUUUUAAUCACAUGUUGACACACAGCAUACGCUACACUGUCGCACGAAAGUGCAUUCUAUGUGAUGGAUACAAAGUCUUUAUUGGCAGUGAGGGAUUGCGUUUGCAUAUGUCCUUAGAGCAUAGAAACUUGAAUUGCAAUUCUGAACGCUACUCCAAAUAUAUCAUCAUACCUAAAUCGUGUUUUGAUAUCUACCAAACCUAUUUACCUGACCAAACUCCAGAGGAAAUACCCAUGGCAUCGGUUUCUGAAGAAAAUAAUAAUACAACUAAAAUUAAAAAUAAUAAUAAAACUAAAAUUAAAAAUAAUAAUAGAAAAAGAAUUGUAAGUGCAAUAAGAAAUAAUAAAACUGCAAUCGUAACUUAUAAUAGACCUCGUAAAACCAAUGCAAGAAUUAAAACUAUAAAUAUCACUGAACCAGAUGAAACUCAAAAUACAGAUGAAAAUAUAAGUAGUGCUGAGAGUAGGGAUGAAUCCGGCUGGCAAGCUAUAGUCGCUAAAAAUGAUGCAAGUAGUGAUGAUAGUAACAAUCAAGCGCGAGAAGAUAAAAUAGAGCCAACAGUAAUCACAGAGGACGACGAUUCAAAAUCUGAUACAGAGUAUACGGAAUUCGAGGCGCUAGAUGAAGAGUUCCUCAAUGAAGAAAAGGAUAGUGAUGUUAUUAUGGAGAAUGGAGCUGACUAUGUUGAACCCUCAACACCAAAUAUAGGAACAAGAAAGACUGACACCUGCGUUGAUGAAUCGCCUAUUAAACUUGAGAAUACUAAAGUUGUAAAUGAUGAUGAAAAUAUGGGGAUUGGAGUUGACGUUGUUGAACCCUCAACACCAAAUAUUGGAACAACACAGACUGACAUCGGCUUUAAUGAAUCGGUAAUGAAAAUUGAAAGUACUCAAAAAGGGGAUGGUGAUAAUGUUAUGGGGAUUGGAGCUCACUAUGUAGAACCCUCAACACCAAAUAUUGGAACAACACAGACUGACACCGGCAUUAAUGAAUCGCUAAAGAAAGUUGAAAGUUCUCAAAUUGAGGAUAGUGAUAAUAUGGGGAUUGGAGCUGAGGUUUCUAAACAACCAACAUCAAAUACAACAGCAAAGACUGACGCCUGCAUUAAUAAAUCACCAUUAAAUCUUGAAAAUACUCAAGUGGUGGAUGGUGAUGAUGAUAUGAAGAUCGGAGCUGACGUUGUUAAACCACCAACACCAAAUAUUGGAACCACAAAGACGGAAACUCAUAAUAAUGAACCACCAUUACCAGUUCAAAAUAUUCAAAUUGUGGAUGGUAAUAAUAAUAUGGGGAUUGGAGCUGAAUAUGUUGAACCAUUAAUACCAGAUAUUGGAACCACAAAGAUAGAAACAUGUAUUAUUGAACCACCAAUAUCACUUGAAAAUUCCCAAAUUGCGGUUAAUAAACCUAAUAUAGAACCUGAAAUUGAUUUAAAUAAACCAGCAACUGCUGUUAUUCAAACAAUGGAUACUGAAACUGGCACAACUGAACCAGAAAGAAAAGAUUUUGAGUCUACUCAGACUGAAAUUAAUAUAGAUAAAAUACCUGUAGCUAUUUAUGAGACAAUUGAAGUUGAAACUGAUAUAAUUGAACCAGCAACACCGGUUGUUGAGAUUAGUACUCAUAUUGAUAUAAAGAGUCUGGCAAAAGAAUAUGAUAUUUACGAGUUGGUGUUUGACGUAAAUGAUAUACGGACACCCGCUUCUGAAGUUACAGAAGACGAGUCAGAAGAUGAAUCACGAACAACAGUUAUUGAAACCGCGGAUAAUAUAACAGACGUUUAUGAAUCGUCAACAGACAUUAAUGACGAAUUUGAGAAUGAAAUUGAAAUCCAUGAAACUCCAGAGGCUUUUAUUGACACAAAUAAACUAUUACCUCCAGUUAAUCAGGCUACGGAUAUUCAAAUAGAUAUAAAUGAACCACCAGAAGCAAUUAACGAGAUUGAAAUUUAUACGGAUGAACCUGAAACACCGGCUACAGAAGAUGAAGUUGAGAUCUUUGAAAAACCGAGUACUAUCUAUGAACAUACAGACAUUCCGACCGAUAUAAACAUACCAAUUAAACCUGAUGAGGAUUUAGGAAUUGAAAUAGACGUAAAUGAACUACGGACACUUGUUUUUGAGGACACGAAUUUUGAAACCAGUAUUGUCCAUGUCAUUAACCCAACAAUCAAAGAAUCUUACGAAAUUGAAAUUGGCAUGAAUGAACAGAUUUCGGACACAGUAAAAGCUGAAAUAGACGAUGAUGAAACAACAAGAGUUAAGGACGAACUAACUGCAAAAGCUGCGGAAAUAAAAUUAGAAGGUUUAGAUGCACCAUUUUCUGAAAGUAUGCUAUUCGAUCGUAAGGUAGAGAGAGAAAUCGAUUCUAACGCGUCAGUAUACGACGGAAUAGAUGAAAUAGCAAUACAAGAGAAAAGUUUCUAUGAAGAACCGGAACAUUUUGUUGAUGAUAUCAUAAAACUUGAUUUUGGAGAUCAUUACAUAGAUGUGGAAACUCAUCCAGUAAAAGAAGAAUUUGAUCUAGGAUUGGAGGACGAAAAGCUAAUCCAAGAAAUAGUUGUAGAAAAUGACGAUGACAUUUACAAUCUAUUCAAACCAAUGGUCACAGAAAUGGAAGAAGAGGAUUUGUACACACAAAUUCAAACCGAAACAACAGAAGAAGGAGACAACAAGACAGAAAAUAUACGAAAUAUAGAAGAAAAUGAUGGAAUUGAUUUCAGCAAUCUCAAUUUCGAACAAUUAUUCGUUCAGAAUAACAUCACUGGAUUUGAAGAAAUGCCUCUUGAAGCAAUAACAGAAGAUGGUCAAGCUUCUCCAUACUACGACGACUCAAUGGCAGAAAUUAAUCUGAAUCUACGCAACGAGUCUCACAGCACUGAAUGCAAAGAUUGUAGAAAAAGUCUACCGAAUUACGAAUGCAGUAAAUGCAAUGUUAGGCAUCGCACUAUGCUAGAAUUCUUGUACCACAUCGUCGAUCAUUCUUACAAAUAUUUCACUUGUCCCGAAUGCCUUCAACUGUGUGAAAAUUCGGAAUCGGUUAAACAGCACGUUGAAGAACACGUUUCAAAUUGGUUUAAAUAUCUAGCUGACUUUAAAUAUGAUGGUGAACGGAAUGAGAAUAUGAAAUGUCAUCUGAUGUUUCGUAAUGCUAUGUCAGCGUUUAAAGAUUUCUUCGAAUAUUGGGAAUCUUCUGGCCAGAAUGCAGCAUCGCUUGGAAUUGAUAAUGAAUUUCAAGUUCUGAAUGAUGUUAUUGGACAAACGAAUUCGCAUCGCCAAACGAAAACCAAAAAUUGCAACAUCUGCGAAACACACUUCUCCGCAUAUGACGAUUGCAAAAUUAAUCUGAUUGAGCAUUUAUUCACCGACGCCAACAAAACUUAUUACAACGAUUUCAAAUGUCAGAUUUGUCAGAAUGGAUUCGAGACACUUCAGAAGUACAGACAACAUAUGAUGAAACAUAAAAAUACCAACAUUAGUUGCCCAGCUUGCAGCUCAAAAUUCAACGCAGAUAAUUUUCAAAAUGAUUACAUGAGUAAUCAUUUUAUUUGUGUUUGCUGUAAUAUGUAUUUUUCUUCAAAGUCUGAAUACGACAAUCAUAUUUCGGCGCAGCGAUCUUUCAUUGAAAACGAUCAUAAUUACACACAGCCUGCUACAAUUAUAAGUGAAGAAAUAAAAGCUAAGAAAGAAAAUAAAAGCCUAAUUGAAACUAUAAUACAUGUUCUAUACAAUGCUUUGAUAAAUAAAACUGCAGAUGGUGCAGAAAUACAUGACUUUAUCAAAGGGGAAAGAGCGCCAGUUGACAUUGUUAAUAACGAGAAUAUAGGCUACGAACUGGGCACUGAAACCGACAAUUAUACCAAUGAAGUAGAAACAUAUACAAUAGAACCAUUUCAAAGUAACGCAACAGAUGAUUUUGUUACGUCACCGUUGACUACUAACUUAAAUCUAGAAAAUUUUGAUAAUAUCGAAUCUUAUAAUGCAAUUGCCUUGGACACAACAGCGCACCUCAGUCAAGGGGAACAUACUGAAAUCUAUUCUGUUCUCGCAUCAUAUCUUAACGAUGCCCUCAAAGAUGACCAAAAUAUCUCGUUGCUUAAUAACCUAACAGCAGAAACAAAUCAAACGGAAUCUGUCAAGGAUGUAAGGGAUAAAAUUGAAUAUGACGUUUUUAUGGGAAACAAUCUUCCGCAAAGAAAGGAAUAUGAGGCUGUUAACUAUUUAUAUGAUGAUCGACCUUUACACGCAGUAGAAAACAAUUUCAUGCCUGAUUUUACAACGAAAGUUGAAGAUAUAACAUCGACCGGUAGGCCUUCAAAACGAAAUUUAAAGAGAAAGGCAGAAUUUAAAAAUGCAGUAGGAGGACAUGAUCAGCCUUCAAACGCAGUAGAAAACGCUUCGAUGCGUGAUGUUAAAACGAAUGUAAAAGAUCAAACGUCGAACAAUGAGCCUCCAAAACGAAAAGUAAAAAGAAAGGCACAAUAUAAAAAUAAGCGUCAAAGACAAACCAGAAUUAUUAAAGAAAUUGAGGAGAAUAAAGAGAAGAAAUUUCCAAAGCCGACGAAUUGUGUCAGGAAAUGUGGUGGAGACAUAUAUUGCAAUGCGAUCACUGAGAAAUUUAGACGGGAUUUGUGCAAUCGUUUCUGGAGUCUUAACAAGGAGGAUCAAAAGGAUUUCUUAAUGAACUACAUCACUAAAGAUGAAUUUGACAGUAGAAUAUAUCACGUCACUUGGAAUGGGACUGAUCUGAGAGUCUGCGACUCAUUCAUCACGGCGACUCUCGACAUUUCCAUUAAUGCCGUCAACAAAGCUUGUGCGAGAUCUGGCCAUUAAAAAUAUAUAUUUUUCUAGUAUAUAAUGUGUAUUAGAAUGAACAGACUUCACAAGGGGUCAUUGUAGUCAUCAUUUUAAACAACUUUUAUCAUUGGAGUGAUACUAUAAUGGCGAAAAAUCGAAAGCUCCAUUUAUAUCUGGGAGUAAGACUCGAUAAAAUGUGCAUUGGAACAGGGCCCCAAUUCCGCUAUUUACAACGGCGGAUGAAUGAAUGAAAUUUGGCUUAAAAUGACAAUUUUCGUAUUCUCUUAUGCAUUUUUCUAUACAAUUAUUGGAAACUCAGUGCAGGACAUACUCAAGAUCAAUACAAUUAACUUAAAAUUUUAUUGGCAAAAUGCUUAAGAGAAUAGGAAUAAUUUCAAAUUUAAUCCAAUUGCCAUUCAUUCAUUGGCCAUUGUAAAAUAGCAGAAUCGGGGCCCAGAAAUACUGUUUUUUGUGUUUACCGUAUUGGUCCCAUAGUAAAAGUUGAUCAUAAUGAUGAGUAUGAUGACAGCUUUAAAAGUCUUGCGUUUAUUCUGUUACACGUUAUAUAAUAUAUUUUUUGUAUAUAAAAUAGUCACAAAGAUUUGGCUUGAAUAGACAUACAAUUUUGGCUUGAAGCCCAACCGGCCUAAAGAUUUAUUUACUGAAAACAAACAACGAAAUUAUUUAUCUAGCUUUUAAGAUAAUGAAAAUUAUUAUUCUGGCUGUAAUGAAGAAUAUGACAGGAGGCCCUGAACAUUUUUAUCGAAUUAGAAUAGAAAACUUCAAAUGUAUGAGAAUGACAUUUUCGACAACUGAUGCGACGUUGAUUGAUCAAUUGAAAAUUGAGCUCGGAUUGAUAAAACAUGUAUACGCGCCAAAAAAAAUCAUCGAAAAAUAUGACCAAUUGUGACAUGAAGAAGACAAAAUGGCCUAAACUCAAGGGAAUUUAGUUUAUCAUCGAGAUAAUGACAACCAGCUGCUACUGAAGCUCAUCUUCGUGAAUUAAAGACUUCAUGGACCCUGUCUAAAAUACUACAAGACAGACCCAAAG
Molecule: messenger RNA, 7215 nt
Organism: Trichoplusia ni (cabbage looper)
Lineage: Eukaryota; Metazoa; Arthropoda; Insecta; Lepidoptera; Noctuidae
Exons: 5
Coding region: 147-6200 (2017 amino acids)
Cellular component (GO): nucleus
Source: RefSeq, a predicted model, not a curated record